Saccharomyces eubayanus is the source of this 615-nucleotide messenger RNA. It is a transcript of the gene URA6, whose product is annotated as bifunctional uridylate/adenylate kinase. Gene Ontology annotation, cellular component: nucleus; cytoplasm. The record is from RefSeq and is a predicted model, not a curated record. The coding region runs from base 1 to 615 and encodes 204 amino acids. The transcript has a single exon. Gene Ontology annotation, molecular function: ATP binding; UMP kinase activity. Gene Ontology annotation, biological process: UDP biosynthetic process; 'de novo' pyrimidine nucleobase biosynthetic process; CDP biosynthetic process. NCBI's taxonomy places the organism in Eukaryota, Fungi, Ascomycota, Saccharomycetes, Saccharomycetales, Saccharomycetaceae.
AUGACCGCUGCUACGAAAACAACACCGGCUUUCUCGCCAGACCAAGUCUCUGUGGUCUUCGUUCUAGGAGGACCCGGUGCAGGCAAGGGCACUCAGUGUGAAAAACUGGUUAAUGAUUAUUCGUUUGUCCACCUAGCAGCAGGCGACUUGUUGCGUGCUGAACAGAACAGGGAAGGCUCCGAAUUCGGUGAAUUGAUCAAAAACUACAUCAAGGAGGGGCUGAUCGUUCCUCAGGAGAUCACUCUGGCGCUAUUACGUAACGCCAUUUCCRAAAACGUCAAGAACAACAGACACAAAUUCUUGAUCGACGGAUUCCCCCGGAAGAUGGACCAAGCUAUUUCAUUUGAAAGGGACAUCGUUGAAAGCAAGUUCAUCCUGUUCUUCGAUUGUCCCGAAGACGUCAUGCUCCAGAGGCUGUUGGAACGUGGUAAGACUAGUGGCAGAAGUGACGACAACAUCGAGUCCAUUAAGAAGAGAUUCAAGACUUUCAAAGACACCAGCAUGCCCGUUAUCGAGUACUUCGAAACCAAAUCCAAUGUCGUCCGUAUUCGUUGUGACAAGCCUGUCGACGACGUCUAUAAGGACGUUCAAGCCGCCAUUCGUGAUAGACUAUAG